Podospora anserina S mat+ is the source of this 1575-nucleotide messenger RNA. RefSeq lists its product as uncharacterized. NCBI's taxonomy places the organism in Eukaryota, Fungi, Ascomycota, Sordariomycetes, Sordariales, Podosporaceae. The coding region runs from base 1 to 1575 and encodes 524 amino acids. The transcript is spliced from 4 exons. The record is from RefSeq and is a predicted model, not a curated record.
AUGCUCAUCGGCCGCGAGCAAGCGAGUAUUGGGGGCACCAAAUCCUUUCCUGCGCCCGUGAACGGUCUAACCGACGACCUCAUAUCGAAUUCUGGAGACGUCCACCUUUAUGCCGACCCAGCUACUCAUCAUGAGAAACACCCCGUCUUACUUGCCGACUGCGAAGGCCUGGGUGGCGGCCAAAAUGUACCAAGAGCCAAGGAACAUCAGAGCAUGUAUGCUGUGAAGUGUUUGUUUCCUCGAACACUUUACACAUUUUCGGACGUCACUGUGUUUGUGGUUCAGGAACCUAGGACAUUUCAAUCAGAUGUUCUGGUGAACUUGGUGGAAUGGGCGUAUUCCUCUAUCGAGAAAGCUGUUAAUCAACCAGUUCUGCCUCAUCUCAUCAUUACACUAAACCGAACCGACAAUGCCAUCAACGAGGAGCAAUGGGACCCUCGCACCGCUACAGAUAUGCUACUAGCGGCUCACCAAGAUAUCACGCAGGUUCCCGAACUUAUCAGAAUUGUUCAGGGGCUAAAGCUCAGCGGCCACAGCGUGAAGUCCGCAAAAGAGCUUCCCGAAUGCUUUUACCAGUCCAUCACAGUUGUUCGUAUUCCAACCAAAGGACGAUAUAUGCAGAUCGAUGAAGAAAUCGGUAAACUCUACAACACAAUUAGAGACAGGGCCACGAGUUCGCACACAGAGAAGAGGUCCGUACGUAUGGCGCUCAAUGCGGAAAAGCUCCACCAAUUCAUGAACGCCGCAUACAAUCACUUUUCAGAGAACCUCGAUAAGCCGUUCGACUUUGUCAAGGAGGCCCUACAACUUAACCCCAUGCCUCACGACUUUCAAGGCCAUAUGCUACACCUUGUACUCGCUGUUCGCAACGGAAUGAGUAGUAUGGGAUAUCCCAACACCGAGCGCCAGCUCCUGGAGAAGGUGAAGUCCCUGCUCGCAUCCUGUAUGACACUUGUUAUCACUCGGAACAAUCUCACAGGGACAAUCAAGGACCUCUUGAAUAGCACGUUUCGCAAAUCAGCGAGAAUGGCUUUUGAAGAGCUCUGUGACAAAUGGCUACCUUGUGGCUUUGAAAGCAACGGUUAUACGUGCUGCAACGUCCGAUUCGCCCAUUUUAAGGGUCACCAGGCCUCGAAUGGCAAAAUAUUUCAGAAGGGGCCAUAUCAGCCAAGUAUCACUGACGACCAGUUCGAGGGGUGGUUUAAUGGAAUCGGUGCAGAGCUGAAGAAGAUGAUGGAAGAGCUCCCACGUGCCGGAAGCGAAAAGGACAAUGCCUGGGGUAAGCAUCUUCAGCGCUUGGAGCGGUUUUAUGACGACAACUCAAAGCUCUCCCACUCGGAAAAUGUCAGCCACGGGACUUGUUUUUGCUGCAUCAACAGCGUUCCAGAGCAAAUGUCUUGCCUUGCGGGCAUAUUUUGUGCACCGAGUGUGUUAGCGCCCUUGGUGAUCAUAAAGAACGGGACAUCAUGCUCGUCAGAUAUUACCCCUUUCGCCGCCACACGCAUAAUUGGAACAGGGAUCCAGUUCAGAUUAGGUUCAAGCCAGAGGGUGCUGGAAUACGCGCUUUGUGUCUAG